CGAACUCUCCUGGAAACACGCCCCUGGCCGUUUUCCCGCUGCCUUUAGCGCGAACCGCGGGUGCGGUGCCUCGCGUGGAAACAGCAAAUUCCCUGUCACGCUUGCUGCGAACGCGGCGUGUUCCCGAAACUCGGCGGCUUCCCGUAAACCCCGCUCCUUCCUCAUCGGGGGGUGGGUCCGGCGCGGGUCCGCCGCCUCCUCCCCGGCCCCUCCCUCCCGUCUGUUUCAUUUUCCUGGGGCUCCGGGGCCCGGAGAAGCUGCAUCCCGGAGGAGCGCGUCCCGCAGCGGACCCGGAAGUGUCCCGAGAGCCAGUGACAAGGACCAGGGGCCCCUGAGGCUGCUGAAGUCCCGCCAGCCAUGCAGACCUGGCCCCUGGUGUUCCCCGGCCCCGUUUCCUGGCCCUUUGGGGCCCUCCUGCUCCUGGCUGCCUCCUUGAGUGCUCAGAAUGAAGGUUGGGACAGCCCCAUCUGCACAGAGGGGGUGGUCUCUGUGUCUCGGGGUGAGAACACCGUCAUGUCCUGCAACAUAUCCAACGCCUUCUCCCAUGUCAUCAUCAAGCUGCGUGCCCAGGGGCAGGAGAGCACCAUCUUCAAUGAGGUGGCCCCAGGCUACUUCUCCCGGGAUGGCUGGCAGCUCCAAGUUCAGGGAGGCGUGGCCCAGCUGGUGAUCAAAGGCACCCGGGACUCCCACGCUGGGCUGUACACCUGGCACCUCGUGGGACGCCAGAGAAAUAACAGACAAGUCACGCUGGAGGUUUCAGGUGCAGAACCCCAGUCCACCCCCGACGCUGGGUCCUGGCCUGUGCCUGUGGUGGUCACUGCUGUCUUCAUCCUCUUGGUUCUUACGGUCAUGUUCGCCUGGUACAGGUGCCGCUGUUCCCAGCAACGCCGGGAGAUGAAGGUCUUCCUAGAACCCCUCCUCAGAGUGGGAGUACAGCAGGGCCUGAGCAGAGCCUCCCCUGGCCUGUGGACACCAGACCCCAAGCCUACUCCGAGGCCGCCGGCACUGGCGGUCAAACCCUCAGCACUUGGAGCCCUGGAGCUGCUGUCCCCCCAACCCUUGUUUCCAGAUGCCAUAGACCCAUAACCACCUAUAAGGCAGAGAGGACACCGGCGAGCCGGCCCUGAGUGCGGACCUUGGGUGGCAGGGCCUGGGUCUCUAGUCCCACCCGGAGGGCACAGACACCGGCUUGCUGGUGGCAGGCUGGGCCUCUGUGUCACCCACUCCAGGGCGGGUGCAGACCCUUCCCCUCCACCCCCCUGGUCUUCCAAGCUCUGUUUCCUCAGUUUCCAAAAUGGGAACACCUCACCUCCGCAGCACGAGACCUACCAGGACCCAUGCCCCUCCCUCCGCCCUCAUCAAACCCAGAGACCCGGGCUCCCUUUCUGCCACCCCAGCCUGAGUCCAGCCUCCAUGCCCAAGUGAGGGGGCCGCUGCCGGAACCUCAGACACACUCCAGUUCAGGGCUGUAGGAGGCCUUGGCUGCAUAUGCCUAUGACCAAUGGCCCGCUUUGGGGGCCCCUCCGCGGGAACCCCAGGGGCCAAGGUGGGGUGCGGGGGUUAGAGGCUGGGAUGGCUCCUGGCCCCACCGCCAGGGGGCAGCGCAGGCCGGGCCGAGAGGAGGCGGUGGCGGCUUGGCCUGGGAGUCAGGCGGACGCUGCCCUCCGGGGCUGGACGUGCAUCCCUCAGUCUCUUGGCCGCCCGGGAGUCGCUCCCUCGUGCCCACCCCACCUGCCAGGCCUCCUUGGACCCACAUCUGUUCCUGCUUUUGUCUUCGUCACUGGGGCAGAGCCCUUUGACGUCUUGAUAUGUAUCGGAUGAAAAAAAUAACUUUGGGAAUCCCCCUUCAGUUCUUUGAAAAGGUUCCAUGACUUGAAUCUCUGAAAUGAAGAAAACAACCGACUCACAAACCUGCAAGUAGCUGGGAAAUGCAAUUUUUAAAAUGAAAAACAAAAAUCUGAAA
This is a messenger RNA of Cercocebus atys (sooty mangabey), 1963 nucleotides long. It is a transcript of the gene SECTM1, whose product is annotated as secreted and transmembrane 1. Gene Ontology annotation, molecular function: cytokine activity. The record is from RefSeq and is a predicted model, not a curated record. Gene Ontology annotation, biological process: immune response. Lineage: Eukaryota; Metazoa; Chordata; Mammalia; Primates; Cercopithecidae.